Molecule: messenger RNA, 2883 nt
Organism: Linum trigynum
Lineage: Eukaryota; Viridiplantae; Streptophyta; Magnoliopsida; Malpighiales; Linaceae
Source: the annotation of a GenBank genome assembly
CCUUGUGACCACCUUUGUGAGCACGAGCACUCAAAAGUUUGAGAAGAUUGAGCAAUUUAUGGAUGUGGCGACGACAAAGUUUACCUUAAUUGAGGCGGGAUUAAGGAGCCAUCAAGCAAGCCUUCAAAACUUGGAGGUGCAAAUUGGCAAUCUUGCCGGGAUCCUCACCGAGAGACCAAGGGGAGCACUACCCUCUCAAAACAUUGUCAACCCCAAAGAUCAAAAUGUCGGUUGCAAUGCUAUUCUUUUGAGGAGUGGGAAGUGAAUGAAGAGGAGAAGACCCCUCCAACAACCAAUGAUCACGAAGAAGUGGAAGAAAUGGAAGAAGAGCCUAAGAAGGCAUUGCAGACGCCACCACAAGUGGCUGAGUACAAGCUUCCUCUUCCUUUCCCCACAAGGAUGUACAAAGACCGAUUGGAGGCAAAAUGUGGUGGAUUCAUGGAGAUGCUCAAGAAGCUCCACAUCACCAUUCCAUUCUUGGAGGCCAUGGUGCACAUGUCGAGGUAUGCCAAAUACCUCAAGGGGCUUCUCACCAAGAAUCCUAAAUAUGAAUACCUCGCCAAUGUCACCUUAGGCGAGGAGUGCUCCGCCUUUAUCCUCAACAAGUUGCCUAAAAAGCAACCGAAUCCAGGUAGUUUUACUAUACCUCUUUGCAUCAGUAAUCAUCAUAUAGAAAACUCCUUGGAGGAUUUAGGAGCAAGCAUUAAUGUGAUGCCUUACAAGCUUUUUAGAAAGUUUCAUUUGGGUGAAUUGAAGCCCCCUAUGCUUAGUGUCACAUUGGGUGAUCGCUUUGUUAUUAGUCCUAGGGGUAUUGUGGAGGCCGUCCUAGUGAGAGUGGGCAAUUUCUAUUAUCUGACGGAUUUUGUUAUCCUCGACAUCAGUGAAGAUGCGGAUAUGCCACUCAUACUAGGACACGCCCCUUCCUUGUCACCGCCAAGGCCUUGAUUGAUGUUAAUGAGGGAACUCUUGUUUUGAGAGAUGGAGAGGAGCAACUCAGUCUUUCAAUUGAUCUUAAGGUUAAGAAUGAUGUUGUGAAAGAAAUGGACUCCAGUGGUAUGAAUGGAAGUGGAGCUGUGGAGGUGAACCUCUCAAGGCAAACCCCAGUAGUGUGUGUGUUCCAUUUGAUGAUUAGGUGCAGGAAACCAAGGUGGGUACUAAGCCUGGAGGAAAGAAGAAUAGAGAAUGGAGGGAUAGGCUUAACCGAGCCUCCUCCCGACACAAAGAUUAGGGUAAGGCGAAAGUGUCGGGCCAUAGGGCCACCCUAUGGAGCUAAAUGUAGGAGGCGACAAGCCGCGCCCCGAGACCGUGACGGAUCCACUCUCUGUGGCUUCAUGCCCUCAAGCAUGAUAGAUCUGCAACAUCGAGCUAGUGACAUUAAACUAGGGCUUGUUAGGAGGCAACUCAACGACGAUUCGUCUUCUUUUCCUUGUUUUCUCUUUUUGUGUGUGUGUGUUAAGAGUUCAAGUGUAGAUUUGGGUAUCACCGUGCCAAGUCUCUAUGGUUGUGUGUUUUGGGAUGUGGUGUGAUUGAAUUACGGGCACGGUUGAUUAGAUCGAGUCAAAUAUUUUUGGGAGUGCCUUCCUUUUCACUUAGUUCACGGUUUGUGCUUUCCAUUCACUGUCUUAAUGACCGUGAACUGGUGCCUCCGUCCGUGAACUGAGGGCGCUCCCCCUGUUUUCAAAACACAUGUUUUUGCCCACCAUUCCUGUACCGUUUAAGUCUCAUCUCUAGAGUUUUAAGCCGAUUUCACGCUAGGUUGUUCUUGUUUGUGAUAUUUCAGGUCCUAGUACGUGAAAGAAGGUUUGGGCACGAGUUCGGGGUCGAUUGGACGAAGUUGGAACGUUUGAUGAAAAGCUGGAAAUUCAACACGCGUAGACCUAAAUUCCACACGGCCGUUUGACUUGGCCGUGUGGAAUUCCAUUACGCGGGCAAGCCACAGUGGCCGUGUAUGGGACCCCUUGUGGCCGUGUGGAAAGUCCAGGGAGCUUACACGACCAGACUGGAAAUCCACACGGCCGUGUGCCUCUGACCGUGCAGCGUGCCUGAAGUUCACUAAUCGAAACGCGGCGUUUUCACAUCCACACGGGCAGACUGGAAAGCCACACGGCAGUGUUGUCGGAAAAUUCUGGGUUUUAACCCAAUUUCGAGCCAAAGGAGAGGGAAUCGACUUUUUGGAGCAAAAACAGAGUUUUAGAGAGAGAAAGUGCGAAGAACAAACCCUAGGAGCUAUUUGGAGUGGAUUUCUCACCAUUGAAGCCCAGAUUGCAUCCUCAUGAGUGAAGAUCAUCAUCCCGGAGCAGAUUAUCCUCAUUGUUAUGAGUAUGACUACUAUGAUUUCUGUUUUCCUCUCUCUCUAUGGAGUAGAACUUUCUCUCACUUGGGUAUGAAGAACCCUAGUUCCGUGUGUUAGGGAUCUUGAUUGUAAUGACUUGGGAUUGUUAUACUGUUUGAUUUUAAUCGAUUGAUGCAUGAUUCAUUGAGUCAAUUGAAGUCUGAUCAUCUUUUCUUAAUUUUUGCUGCAACCUGAGAUAGAUAGAAUCUGAUUCGGUUGUUAGAGCUUCAUCAAUUGGUAGUGGUAGAUUGAUUAUACGAGAGUUAAUCGAUUACUGCUUUGUACUAGAAUUCAAUUCCAGUAGUGGACUGAGAGGGCUUGGUCAGCUUAAGAGAUUCCAAGCUACUAUUGGAUCUUCCGCAAUUUAAUCAACAGUUAAUCAACCCAGGGUAAUUACAACUGUGACCUAACUAAGGAGCUAGGGGGACUCAUUCCCGAGUGACUCUUCCCUUGCUUUAGAAAACCAAACCAUUUCCUGCUUUCUUACUGCUUUUAGUUAAAAUCACAAUCACUCGACUUAGUUUGCUAGAUAAUAGAUAUUCACGGAGUAG